Trichomycterus rosablanca is the source of this 1840-nucleotide messenger RNA. It is a transcript of the gene znf750, whose product is annotated as zinc finger protein 750. Gene Ontology annotation, biological process: epidermis development; positive regulation of transcription by RNA polymerase II. NCBI's taxonomy places the organism in Eukaryota, Metazoa, Chordata, Actinopteri, Siluriformes, Trichomycteridae. Gene Ontology annotation, molecular function: DNA-binding transcription activator activity, RNA polymerase II-specific; promoter-specific chromatin binding; RNA polymerase II cis-regulatory region sequence-specific DNA binding. The transcript is spliced from 3 exons. The record is from RefSeq and is a predicted model, not a curated record. Gene Ontology annotation, cellular component: nucleus.
CUCGCCGACACCGUACGAGGCCGGGGACAGCUUCGCGCGUUCUGAGCGGCCCACCCGUUGUCCGUCAGUGAUUAGGACUAAGAACAUGGAAACUCAAACUCAGCCGGAGAGAAAACCGAAGAAGCCUCAUUACAUCCCCCGUCCUCCUGGCAAGCCCUUCAAGUAUCAGUGCUUCCAAUGUCCCUUCACGUGCAACAUCAAGUCCCAUCUUUUUAACCAUAUGAAGUACAACCUGUGUAAGAACUCCAUCUCCUUGGUGUCCCUGCGUGGGGAACAAACUGCAAGAGCAUCCAGAGCCCCACAGCGCUGCACCUCCUCAAACCAACUCCCUUUAGGAGCCUCGAUGCCUGCUAAACCAAGCCCGAUCCGGCUCGACCCCCCAGAUCACCCGAGCUGCAAAGCUGGAACAGCAGAAAAACUUGAUGAGUCAGUCGUCCAAGAGGAACAGAGUGCGGAAAAGAUGACGGAAACAGAGAGUUCUGAGAAGACAUCUCAAAAGAACGUCUCUGAGCUGAAGAUUAGUGAGAGCAGGACUCUGGGUACUUCUGAGGGGCUGAUCAAGUGCACUUCGUCGUCGGCAUUUUCUCCAGUUUCACGGAAAUGCGAAAGUGAGACGCUAGUUUCACCUAACUUCCACUCAGGGCAAACCUGGGGUCAUCAAGCCACCACUGUACCCCUCAAACCUACAGCAGAUUACCAGCCAUACCUGCUCCCGGAAAGAUCUUCACAUGUCUUCUACCAGCCUUACAUGCAAAAUCAGGGCAUUCCUCCAGCCUACUGCCUAAGCCUGCAAGAGCAUCAAAGAACACUGGUCCCAGCACCUUUAAUCCCACCAAGUCCAGCCCUCCUUCAUCCAUACCACUACAGAUACGGCCACUCUUUUCUUCCAGUUCCACCACUGCCUUACGGUCUUUAUGGUCCUCCAGAACAUCCUUCGUCCUUACAAGGCCAGAGGUACGUCCCAGUACAUAUGUUCCCGCACAGCUUUGAGUCCAGGGACUAUAGGGGGUACGGUUAUCUCCAGACGAGCCCCUACAACAGAGUAUCAGAUACCAGGGAGGACCAACAGCCUGGAGGGGACCGGACCACACGCCAGAGCCCCAUGGCUGGCUGUGCUGCAUCUGGGUCUCCAGACAGGCCGGGUGUUGCAGAAUUCGCCCAGCACCGUUCUGCCAACCCACAGAACUCUACCUGCCAAUCAGACUGCCCCACUUCAGGAAAUAGACCAAUUACAGAACCUGAUAGGAUUCCGUGUAGCCAGCAGCAAGAGGGUGGUGAACAAAAGCAAAAACGCGCUGAAUAUUCAUCAGACGAAGCUGUGAAUGAUGAGAGCGAUGGCAAAACAGCUCCAUUAAACCUGUCCAAGAGAAAGAGGAACAGGUCUCUCUCCACAGUCCAUGAAUCCGACACGGAUAUCAGCUCUGACUCUGAAGCCGAAGCCCCUCUCAACCUCUGCCUCCGUGCUCUUUCCAGCAGUCCGGUUAAAUGGCCCCCCACCAGUUCUGAGCUCCAAAAACACGUCAAUACCAGGCAGGUUCAGACCACGCCGUCCGACCAGGAGCAGUGUGACCGCAGACACUCGGCAGCUUUUGCUCUCUGCCAGCUUGCCAGCUCUAGCAACAUCAAUGCUGCCGACCCUCCAUCGGCACCACAAGUGGACACUCAAAGACCAAAUUGUCCAGAGCUUUCUGCAACACAUUCGGGCACGGAAAAGUCUGAGCAGAGCACUUUGUCCAGGGGGAAGAAACGAGCAAGUGAUGAGCCCAAGAAAAAGAACAACAAGAGAUCAAGAGUGAAAGAGCUGGUCUGAGACCAGAGAUGGAGAACACAGAACUGCUAA